This is a messenger RNA of Oncorhynchus mykiss (rainbow trout), 4715 nucleotides long. Its product is annotated as riboflavin kinase. Gene Ontology annotation, molecular function: riboflavin kinase activity. The record is from RefSeq and is a predicted model, not a curated record. Lineage: Eukaryota; Metazoa; Chordata; Actinopteri; Salmoniformes; Salmonidae. Gene Ontology annotation, cellular component: mitochondrion. Gene Ontology annotation, biological process: FMN biosynthetic process; riboflavin biosynthetic process.
GCUCUGAGACCAGAUUGCAGCAAACCACUGAGCAUCGUCGACUUCAUUCACAUAGGUUAAUUUAGAAAAACACUGAGCAGCGUCGACCUCAAUUACAAAUUGAAAUAGGCCCACUUAGCUAGGUACUUGACCAAAGCAUCUCAAACUAACGUUACCUAGCUAGUUUAGAUAAAUGAAUUGUUCUGUAAUUUUCGCCGGUCAAUAAGCAAUAAAAUACGAACUGUGGUCCUUGUGGGAAUAAUCUCUUCCUGCGGUUGUCAGUGGUUCGCUAGCUAGUUGUCUUUCGUUUCGAGGUCAUCCUCACCAGUGUGUGUCGAGUUAGCUAACGUUACAGCACGCUUUUUAGAGACUAGGCUUGAUUAGGUAACUAACUACACAGCUCGUUAACAAUUUAGCUAACGUUUGUUGAAAGUCGUCUCCAGUUGGAAAAGAGCAGACAUGAAAAAUCUUCCGUAUUUCUGCCGGGGGGAAGUCGUUCGAGGAUUCGGACGAGGAAGCAAAGAACUAGGAAUUCUCACAGCCAACUUCACAGACUCUGUGGUGGAGCUCCUGCCUGGCGACAUCAGCACAGGAAUCUACUAUGGCUGGGCGUGCGUGGACAACGGAGACAUCCACAAGAUGGUGAUGAGCAUCGGCUGUAACCCUUACUACAACAACGCCAAGAAAUCCAUGGAGACUCAUGUGAUCCACACGUUUAAAGAAGAUUUCUAUGGCCAGAUCCUCAGUGUAGUCCUGGUGGGAUACAUCCGUCCAGAGAGGAGCUAUGACUCACUUGAUGCCCUUAUAGCAGCGAUCAACCAUGACAUUGAGGAGGCCAAAAGAAAGCUGGACCUCCCUGAACACCUCAAACUCAAAAAGGACAACUUCUUCAUAGCCUCUGCCAGUUCGUCCAUGACGUCGUCCAACAAGAUCACGAAGGGCCACUGACCUCUAAUCACACAACACAUUCACUCUCGCAUUGCUCAUCACUCGGUAAAGUCGCUGUCGCAAGUAUCCAUCCAAAUGUAAUUUUUCACUAGGACUAGUGACCUGGCCGGCAGAGGCCUUGCUUGUAUUUUAGUGUGGAGCAAACAUGAACCACUGACGUUAAGGAGUGCCACGAUUACUUCAUCAAAAAGAGCCAAGUGAUUUUUCCAAACACUGCUUUGGGUGUUUUCCAUUGCAGUUUGAAUGACUGGGUGGCUCUCCUGUCUGAUAUAUAAAAUAUACUGCCAAUAUGUUACUUGACCAAUUCUAGAGGUUUGAAAAAGUUUGGUGCCAAAUGACAUGAUCCUGGUAAUGUGCAACUCCAGGAAUUGAAUGUCUGUUGAGAGGAGCCCAGUACCACCAAAUCCACUGCUAAAGGUGGCAGGUUGCCUAGUGGUUAGAGCGUUGGUCAAGUAACAAAGGUUGCUGGUUCAAAUAACUGAGCACAUGAGGUGAAAAAUCUCUCGGUGCCCUUAAGCAAGGCACUUAACUCCCACUUGCUCCAGGGACGCAGUACUAAUAUGGCUGCCCCUGGUCAACACUGUUCCCUGCACCUAUCCAGCAUAUGUGACAAAAAGUCCUUUUGAAAUGAAUGGUAAUUUUGUAUUGUUUAGAAUUGUGGUUCAGUCUCAUGGCUUUGCACUUAGUUUUUCCUCCUUUUAAUUUCCAGGUGUAUUCAAAAUGUCUGCCUUGAAGCAGAGAAGUCCUCUAUCUGGCAUUUGGCUGAAUAGUUGCAUUAUACACAGCACUGAAUUCAUCCGCAUUAUUUUAUUUGAGAAACUGAUGUUCUUAUUUGACACAAACUGCAUGGUUGGCUAAAAACAUGCUUGAAUGCAGCUUCCAGUUCUCUGAUUUCCUUAAUUUGUAUAGUUCCUCAUUGGUCAAAUCCAGCAUUCUCCCACCCCAGCAAUGAGGGCCAUUUUUAUUUAACACUAAAGAUUUGUCUGACAUUUUUUAAAUGGGUCCACAUAACUGUAUGUUGAAGUUUCCAGAAUUUCGUUUUUACUAACUUAACCUUGUUUGGACCCUCAUCCCACUGAGAUAAGAGAAGAAUGAAGCCUUGUUCACACUGCAGGCCUUAGUGCUCAAAUCCGUUUUGGGAGUACGGACUGUCCAAACAGCAAGUUACAAGUGACCAAUCAGAUUUGUGUGUUCAGACCGCAGUCAUUUGCUGACAUGGCUACGCAAGUUGUUACUAUGACAACGGGUGCGUGAGCAGUGGGGUAGGCUGAUUUUGUUGGUGGUGCUCCUGCUUCCUGUCACUCAGAAGUUGUGUAGCAAGCUAAGGUGACACCCAUGCCUGCCAUGAACAUUUCCCAGUCGCUUUGAAUGUUCAAAAUCAGUGCAUGAACACUUUUUUUAAAAGCUCAAAGGAUAAGAUGACCCAACUUUCAAAACGAGUCCUUUUUGGCUAGCCCCAGCAGUCAACUAGCUAGCUCUUUAGCGUUCUAGCACAUUUUACUAAUUUGUUUGUAAACCAAUAAGCUAGUUAGCUACAUGUUCUUGUCAAAGUUGGCAAGCAACAAGACAUACCAAAUAAGUGUUAAAAAUAAUAAUAAUAAAAACGAGGGCAAGUACAUCAGAUUUGACCAUUCAGACAAGUCGCAUGGCCCGGAAUCAGAUUGGUAGUUGAUUUCAAACCACCUAUGAAGGUGGUUUGAAAUGUGGCUUCAAAUAUCUGAUUCCCUGUGCUUUUGGGCUGUUCAAACUUUAGAAAAAAAACUUUUCAAAUAUCUGAUUCCCUGUGCUUUUGGGCUGUUCAAACUUUUAGAAAAAAAACUUUUCAAAUAUCUGAUUCCCUGUGCUUUUGGGCUGUUCAAACUUUAGAAAAAAAAACUUUUCAAAUCAGAUAUGCAAAAAACAAAAUGGAUUUGAGUCACUUCAAACUGCCAUUAUGAACAAGGCUCAAGUCCAAGGCUCUGAUUCUCUGCAGAUGGAUGUGGUGGGCAUGUGUGCGUUUUUCUUUGUCAUUUCGUCAGAGGACAAAGUGGACAGUGUUGAGCAUGCGUACGUAACGCUUUAUAAUAAGUUGUUCAAAAUGAGUUGAGCUAAUGUGAUUUGAGAUUUUAAUGUACUUGAGAGACUGUUCCUCUGCCAUACUCUUGGCAGAGGAAACAAUAUGGCUGGUGUUAAUAUAUUCCCCCCAUGUUCCUCUUCAGAUUUUGAGCUUUGUUCCUUUAAAAAAUACGUCAUGACCUUUUUUAUUAUUGCAGGAUACCUUAAAUUCCCCUCCACCCAUACCCAGAAAAUGUACUGGGGUAAGCAAUUGAUAUGCAUAAGUAAAUGGUAUCCAACAAUGGCGUAUUGAAAGCUAUGCAAUGUGGGAUGGGGAUCGGUCUCUACCAUUUUAAAAGGCCAGAGGGAAAGUUUUAUCUUGGUUAAUUUAUGGUUGCUGUUUGGUUAGAGCACGGACUUGGCACCAGUUGUCGAGGGAUUUCUGUGUUCCCCAGACCUAUAUGCCUGAGUGGUUAGCAGUACUAUACCUUAGUACCACAGAAGGACACAGACCAACAUAUACAUACGGUUUCUCAAACUUAUACACAGCAGAAUCUGUGUUAAUGUAAACCCAGUGUGCUCACUGUCGGUCUUAUCUGACUUCCCCUGUCAUUAGCCUGUGCAGGGUUUCCCAAACUCGGUCCUGGGCCCCCCCCCUGGUACACUUAUCAUGCAAUGCUAGUUAUCUCCUCAGUAGUGUAGUCAUGGGUGUCUCCUGGGAGGGGUAAGAAAUGUGCUGAAGCCCACUCGAGAGCCUAGCAUCCCCAAGAAAUAUUGUAUUAUUACAGGCAGCACUACACAAUGACCGUGAAAAAUUGUUGGUGCCACCACUGACUAGUUAAACCGACAAUAUACAGUAAGAGAACAUGACUCGACAAGGGCCAUUCUAAUAUUUCUCUGUUUACCCUAGCUCCAGUGUUCUGUUUUUUUAAUGGUAUUACUCUGAAGGCCAGGGUUGUGUUCAUCAGGUCAGUAGCUGGUUUAUUAAUGUUUAUCAUCUGGUCAGACCCCUAUUGAAAUGUUUCCCCGUGAUUUCAAGUUUUGUUAGGACUACAGCUGUCUGGGUGUGUUUGUCCUCUGUACCUAACUGUCAGAUGUUCUAUAAAUCAGUGCAGCUAGAAGUGCUCAUUAAACUGUCAAAACAACAUGGCUUAUAUUUGAUCAAGUACUAGGCACUAGUGUUGGAUUAGGCAACUGUACUCCGAGGCAUCUGUUCGUAAUACUAGUAGGCUUGCUCUCCAGUUUGGCACCAAACCACAACCCUGAGCCAACAUGUUUCCUUUGUUUAAUAUGAGAUCAUCUAGCUCAGUCGAGACCGUGCUCAGUAGAAUCAGACCAAUGCCAUUAACCAGGGUCAUCUGCUUCUUCUUUCACUUGUAUUCUGCCUUUAUAAAGAAACAAAGUGUAGAAUGGCAGAAUGGCCUGUUCCCAAAAUGUGCUUUAGCUGGAUAAGCCACAUCCUUGUAAAUAAUUGAUAUGCUUUCCAAGAGUUUACCCAACCUCCAAUACAAUGUUAUUUUCUAGUCCUUACAGCUGUGAUUGCAUACGUUUGACUGUUGUAAGAAAUCAUGGAGUUCUGUAGUUAUUGAAGCAUCAUGUCAUAGCUUUGGAUUUUUGUUUUCUUUUCCCAGUUAACCAUGGGUCUGUGUUCAGGGACCAGUAGUCGUACGUGUUGGGCUCGUUCACAAUCCUUCUGUCCUGCUGCUGUAUGGUCCUGCCUGACGUUGUACUCUUAUUAAACAUGUUCGAAGAUG